AGGAACGGCGCGGGCGCUGUCCAGCGUGCUGAAGACGGAACGAGCGAGCCGACAGGAGCUGCGCCGACCCAGCUGAGCCUAGUCCACUAGACGCCAGACCUCCAUCAUCGCUCGUAUCCCAGCCACCGCUCGUUGCCGAGGCGGACGCGUCCUGAUCUUCCCCUCUCCCCACCCCGCCUCACCCUCCUCUCCACCUCCCUCGUCGUGACACCAACUGUCUCCGACAGUCCAUUGGUCAUGAAAUCGCUCAGGUUGCCGGCUUCUGCCCUCUUCUGCUUCCUUCUACUGAUUAAGGGGCUGGGAGCAGUGCCCCCAGGGCGCCCCGAGACGCAGCCACCUCCCCUCAGCUCUGAGCAUAAAGAGCCGGUAGCUGGGGACGUAGUGCCCGGGCCGAAGGGUGGUAGCGCCCCAGAGGUCCGAGCCGCUCGAAAUUCAGAGCCGCAGGACGAGGGAGAGCUUUUCCAGGGCGUGGAUCCCCGGGCGCUGGCCGCGGUGCUGCUGCAGGCACUCGAUCGCCCGGCCUCGCCCCCCGCACCCGGAGGCUCUCAGCAGGAGCCAGCGGAAGAAGCAGCAGAAGCUCUGUUGACCGAGACCGUGCGCAGCCAGACCCACAGCCUCCCAUCACCAGAGAUCCAAGCGCCUGCGGCCCCACCUCGUCCUCAGACUCAGGAGAAUGGUCCCGAGGCGGGCGACCCCUCAGAGGAGCUGGAGGCACUGGCUUCCCUGCUCCAGGAACUGCGAGAUUUCAGCCCGAGCAACACCAAGCGACAGCAAGAGACCGCGGCGGCAGAGACGGAAACUCGCACACAUACGCUAACCCGAGUCAACCUGGAGAGCCCCGGACCCGAGCGCGUGUGGCGUGCUUCCUGGGGAGAGUUCCAGGCGCGUGUCCCCGAGCGCGCCCCCCUGCCGCCCCCGGCUUCCCCGCAAUUCCAGGCUCAUAUGCCCGAGAGCGGCCCCCUUCCCGAAGCCCACCAGUUAGGGGAAAAAGUGCCCUCCCCCAAAACACACCUAGGCGAGGCAUUGGCACCCUUGUCCAAAGCGUACCAAAGCCUGGGCGGCCCCUUCCCCAAGGCGCGCCGGCCAGAGAGCUCACUCCUGGGCGGCUCCGAGGCAGGGGAGCGCCUUCUACAGCAAGGGCUGGCACAGGUAGAGGCCGGGCGCCGGCAGGCGGAAGCCACACGGCAGGCUGCCGCGCAAGAAGAGCGGCUGGCCGACCUCGCUUCCGACCUGCUGCUCCAGUAUUUGCUGCAGGGCGGGACCCGGCAGCGCGGCCUUGGGGGUCGAGGGCUGCAGCAGGAGGAGCGAGAGAGCGAGAGGGAGGAGGAGGCGGAGCAGGAGAGACGCGGCGGGGAGGAGAGGGUAGGAGAGGAGGAUGAGGAGGCGGCGGAGGCGGAGGCGGAGGCGGAGGAGGCAGAGAGGGCGCGGCAGAACGCGCUACUGUUCGCUGAGGAGGAGGACGGUGAAGCUGGAGCCGAGGACAAGCGCUCCCAGGAAGAGACCCCUGGCCACCGUCGGAAGGAGGCUGAGGGGGCAGAGGAGGGCGGGGAGGAGGAGGACGACGACGAAGAGAUGGACCCGCAGACGAUCGAUAGCCUCAUUGAGCUGUCCACUAAACUCCACCUGCCAGCGGACGACGUGGUCAGCAUCAUUGAGGAGGUGGAGGAGAAGCGGAAGCGGAAGAAGAAUGCCCCUCCGGAGCCUGUGCCGCCCCCCCGGGUUGCCCCCGCCCCCACUCAUGUCCGCUCUCCGCAGCCCCCGCCCCCCGCCCCCGCUCGAGACGAGCUGCCCGACUGGAACGAGGUGCUCCCGCCCUGGGAUCGGGAGGACGACGAGGUGUUUCCCCCGGGGCCCUACCACCCUUUUCCCAACUACAUCCGGCCGCGGACCCUGCAGCCUCCCGCUGUCUCGCGCCGUCGCCACUACCACCACGCCCUGCCGCCUUCGCGCCACUAUGCUGGCGGGGAGGCCCAGGCACCGCGCGCGCAGGAGGCGGAAGCGGAGGAGCGCCGGCUGCAGGAGCAGGAAGAGCUGGAGAAUUACAUCGAGCACGUGCUGCUCCGGCGCCCGUGACUCGCCUGGGCUCCGCCCUCGCGCGCCGCCGCCGCGCGCGCUGUCACCCCCCUCCGUGUCGCUCCUCCCCACUCUGGGUGUUUGCAUGCGUCCCGCCCCCACCUUCGGCUCCCGCCCCACCUCCGUCCGCGGACUGCCCCGCCCCCGGAUUGUGCCGGGACCUGUCAGACCUCUUCUUUGGUCCGAGGCCCGAACUCUACAAACUCACUCACUGGUGUCCGGGGGGACAGCCUAGGCGGGCGGGUGGUUUGUGCGAGUUCCUACCCCGCGCGGGGCGCCGUCCCCACUUAGUCCCUCUUGGGACGUCCCCGAAACCGGAAAAAGCAGUUCCAAUUGUGUCUGUCUCCAGGCCUUUGGGCCUCACACAAGCCUCUCCGCCCUCUCCCAAUCGCUGUGAAUUUACCCCUUUUCCCCCUUCUCUGUUGUAAAUACCCCUCACGGAGGAAAUAGUUUUGCUAAGAAAUAAAAGUGACUAUUUUAUUAGGA
Molecule: messenger RNA, 2559 nt
Organism: Hipposideros armiger (great roundleaf bat)
Lineage: Eukaryota; Metazoa; Chordata; Mammalia; Chiroptera; Hipposideridae
Gene: VGF
Product: VGF nerve growth factor inducible
Exons: 2
Coding region: 238-2073 (611 amino acids)
Biological process (GO): carbohydrate homeostasis; regulation of synaptic plasticity
Molecular function (GO): neuropeptide hormone activity
Source: RefSeq, a predicted model, not a curated record